CGCCCGCCCUUGAAUGUUUAGGCGGCACCAUCUUUGCCCCUGGUUCGCCGGCGAACGCAGCCUGAACAUUAAUUUCGAUUCCGCUUGCCCAUGCAGUUCCUGUCCAUUUGAUAGUGCGGCGUGGAUCGAGCUGUGCACCGUUGUGUUCGGAGUGGACUCUUCCAGGACAAGCAGCGUUACUCAGUCAGUCAGCAGAUAAAGCGCGGGUACUAAUGCCUCAUCCUCGUGAACGCUAGUCCCACACUGAUGACGGACGACUUACGGAUCACUAGAUGGAAGAAAUCGCACAGGAGUUAACGGGUCAAACUCCAACUUUCGAGGGACCUGACGGCUCAGGACACUGAAGAUGAUUGUACGGCGGGAGAAGGAGCCAUGGUCCGUUUGCCCACCUUUUCCCUCAUCUCUAACACCGUAGAACCGAGCAGGAUGCUGAAGAAGAGACACCCAUCAUGAAAUAUGGCGACGUGGAUACUGUGCAUUUACACAGCGACUCUGACAAGCUUCCUUCUUGGACGGACCUUUGUCGACGGAGUUCGAAAGGACUGCAGUAACCAUACGAGUAGCCAUAAAGUAAAAAGGAACACAGAAGCUGGGCUUCAAAAGGAAAAAGCAGGCACACGGUCUCCCAGUACUUUUUUGGACGACUUGCUUUGCAAUUAUGACAAAAGGAUAAGGCCUGACUUCAAAGGACCUUCAGUGAAUGUUUCCUGUGAUAUCUACGUCAACAGUUUUGACUCAAUCUCAGAAACAACCAUGGACUACCGGUUGAACAUCUUCCUGCGUCAGACAUGGACCGACCGCAGACUUGCGUUUGAAGAGAACGAGGAAAUGGGAUAUAGCGACAGCCUCAGCCUGGAUCCCAGCCUCCUGAAGAAGAUAUGGGUCCCAGACACUUUCUUCACCAACGAAAAGGGCGCCAACUUCCAUUACGUGACGACAGAGAACAAACUAUUGAGGGUUAACUCUAAAGGAGAAAUAUUAUACAGUAUCAGGUUAACACUAACACUAGCCUGUCCCAUGAAGCUACAGCGGUUCCCUAUGGACCAGCAGGUCUGCCCGAUGAAGCUGGAAAGUUAUGGGAUGACAACGGACGAUAUGAGGCUACAGUGGAACUAUUUAAAGAAGAAUGGAGAGGAACAGAACCCUGUCCAAAUAGCGGACGACUUGGAGCUCCCACAGUUCAGAAUCGUCUCGAUACGUUACACGCAGUAUACUAUGGAUUACAGCACUGGCUCGUACUCCAGGAUGAGGGCAGAGUUCACACUGGAACGUCAGAUGGGGUACUACAUGAUCCAGACCUACGUACCCACAAUCCUUAUCGUCAUCCUGUCCUGGGUCUCGUUCUGGAUCAACAUCGAGGCUGCGCCUGCGCGAGUCGCGCUUGGAAUAACCACCGUGCUCACCAUGACAACGCAGAGUUCAGGGUCCAGCGGUGCCAAGCCUAAAGUAUCCUACGUCAAGGCCAUAGACAUCUGGAUGGCUGUGUGUCUUAUGUUCGUCUUCGCGGCGUUGAUAGAGUUCGCCGCUGUCAACUUCGCCUCCAGGCAAGACAAGGAGGUGGCCAGAAGGAGACAGAAGAUGAAGCAAAAACAGGAAGAAAAGGAAAAGGCCAAAAAUCUAAACAGAAAGAAGGCUAACUAUAGCGGAUACAGCGUAGGUGGUCAGCAGCUCAGCAAAGCCACGGAGCGAGGCUCGCAAGGGGAGAACAAGGAUCAGACAAAGAACGGAGGAUCUAUAGAGAAACCAGUCAACCCCACGGAGUUCCUGGACAAAGCAAAAAAGAUUGACUCCAUGUCAAGAAUCAUCUUUCCCUGUGCGUUUCUUCUCUUCAACGCCAUUUACUGGCCAACCUACCUAGGGUGAAGAUGACACAGGAGCAUGAUCUGUAGGUCAACAUCCUCGAGAUAAGGAAGAACCAGACUGCCUGUAGAUGUCCAGCCUUAAGGCUCCUACUGUCUCGACAUUAGACCUGUCCAACGUGCCAGAAUCUGUACAUUGAUCCGCGACUUAAUGUUUUUGACUGUUUCUCUAUGAAGUACAAGAUUGCACUACUACCGUUUCUCGCCUUUGCCACAUCCUACAACCUCGGAGGUCAUCAGGUCACGGCGAAGAGUGGAAGAUGCGUAGUGGCAUCAAAGAGAACUCUACAACUGUACAUAUCGCAAAUUCGUUCAACCGUAUUGGAAAGAGUCUCUGAGUGUGUCUUACUAUUUAGUACAUAAACAGUUGAUGACAAUGAUUGACAAAAAUAGUGAUAUAUUGAUUGUUCUAAAUUUGCUGUUUUGGAUGAUUAUUCGUUUUUCGUGGGUGUCGGCUAUGAAGAAGGAGGACAUGAUCUUUGCGGUAGAUGGUGGCUUUGUCAGCUUGUAAAUGUUGAUUAAACCAAGUUACCAAUAGAAGAGGGCUACGCGAAGGAUGGUGCGUAUAUAGGCUGGUGGUAAAUUGUGUAAGCUUUAUUAUUGAUACCGAAGGUCGGACCAAGGACACCCCUUCAUGUAGACUUACGUUGUUAUGGUGAGCACCUCGCGCCAGCGAUGGAUUUUCCAACCGUCCACCGUCUUUCAUCGUAUGAUUACACAUAGUCGACACAGAAGAGAAUUAUCCCUAAAGUGUCAUUCACGGGCGGUGAGAGCAGUCGAUGAGGGCCUUGGGAGCAAUGCCUGAAAGUCAGACAUCUGAUUGCUUUAUCAUCCUGAGGACGGAGCCCCACGAUAUUAGUAUGUUCAUGGUACGUACGUACAUGCUGCGGUAGGUUUAGGACGUUAUCAGUGUAAUACCUGUUGGUUACGUAACGUCAUAGCUUCCUCUGUACCUUUGAGAUAUUUCUUGUUCGUCAUAGAUACCCACCGAGACAGCAACGAGAGAAAUAGAAGAAUGGAUUCUCUACAUGUAAUUUGACUGUUGUAAUCUCUGAAGGCAAAUGUGAUUCAAACGAGUGCUUUAUUGUUGUCCAAGUGACGCGUCAUUGCUACGAUAUAUUGUAUAUUUGGUAUGAAAUGAACCCUGCCGUUUGGCUCCAUAUUAUUGCACUAAACGGAACGUUGCGUUAAUCUUUCAAAAUGGAGAGUCCAGUUUCUACUGACUCACUGCAUACGUUCAUACAUGUACAUAUCGGUAACAUAAUUGCCUAGUCGUUAGGAUAUGUGAAGCCACAGAUUAUUGCCAAUGCAAAACAGUGUUUCUUUUCAGUAACCUCUUUUGUAUGAGUAGUUUGAAAACAGGUAGGAAUGUGUAAGUGAAAAGAGUGAAGCGACUCGAGCUAUAAGUACCCAUGUGCGUAUUCAACCGUAUUUCGUGAUUUAGGGCGUGGUCACAUAGGUCGUGCGAUCGUCGUGCGAUCGCUAACUUCGAGCAUUUUAUAGGACAAAAAAUGUACGUCACCUGUGAAGUUCAACUCUCUUGGUAAAUGCUGUUUCGGAUCAAUGCCGGGGGUCGGCCUGCUUGAAAAUCCUAUGACAUCAAAAUCGUACGACGAUCGCACGACCUAUGUGACCGCGCUCUUAUUAGUAGUUAUCAUCUGUUUCUUAUAUUCUCUUACUGAGAUAUGUCUUACUUUAUCUGUUUACAUGUCAUACGCAUUGUACUACAUACGAAGACAGCCCUGGCUUAUCUUUGAUUAUCAGUUGGAAAACAUGAUAGUCUGAAGAGGCAUACCUAGGGUACAGUAAGGUAGGACGUCAUUUGCUGUUAUCAGACACUAGAGCCGUCAUGAGGAGCUGACGGUAACAUCGAGUCAGACACACUACCAUGGCAACAUAACAGGAAGACAGAAUUCCCAUUCCAAACACUUAAGGUGGUGUCUCACUGCACUUGGGGUACCGGUGCGGCACUUCGGGGUUCGUUCACUGCGGCACUAAGGUGUUAUUU
Molecule: messenger RNA, 3867 nt
Organism: Branchiostoma floridae (Florida lancelet)
Lineage: Eukaryota; Metazoa; Chordata; Leptocardii; Amphioxiformes; Branchiostomatidae
Product: glycine receptor subunit alpha-2-like
Exons: 10
Coding region: 457-1863 (468 amino acids)
Biological process (GO): regulation of membrane potential; signal transduction; chemical synaptic transmission
Cellular component (GO): synapse; neuron projection; membrane
Molecular function (GO): GABA-A receptor activity; neurotransmitter receptor activity; chloride channel activity
Source: RefSeq, a predicted model, not a curated record